AAAUACGAGGUGUGCCUACAUUUCUCCGUUUAUGGCGGCUAUGGCGGUAUGGCGGCGGUUCAAUACACUAUUCACUAUCCUACUAAUAUUCCCACUAAUAUGUCAGCACCUAUGAUUCCAAGAUCCUAGCCGUUUCGUCUCUCCCCGGACCUUGGUCAAAAGGUGGGAAUAGACCCCAGGAACCUAGUUUAUGAAAAUCCCCCUCACCAAGCGCGAAGCCUGAAGGGGUCCAUACCUUUUACCCGCUCUGUAGGCCUAGGUUGCCACUUACCUGUUCAAGUUAAUUAAUUACCCGUUAUUAACCUAUAGUCGCGUCCGUCGCAACUCGUAUAAACGCCGCGGCGUUGAAAUUCCGCAACAACAUCUUGUCGUUGGACCCUCGGGAUUUCCUCGUUCGCCGCGUAUACGACGGCCUGAUGAAUGAUUCUAAAGGUCGCGGAUCGUCGAGGAACGGGGCUUUGUUCCCGGAAAAUCUUGCGUUAGAAGCGAUUUGGCCCGGGCCUCUAAAAAAACCGGCAGCGAAAAAGUUCGUCAAUGAAUUCGUCGCCUCGCGCCGGGUAUCCGAGCUCGCCGACGGUUUCAAGAGAACUUGAAUGACGACCCUUCAUAACAUGAGCAAUUGGGCCGAGAAAGAACGUUUCGGCUUGCCGGAAUAUUUACUCAGAACGUGCCCCUCGUCUCUUCGGGAAGGGCGGAGAUUGAAGACGAAGUUCCGAUUGGGUUGCCACGACCUCCGGAGCUCGAGUUGCCGAAUGCAGCUUGUUCGUAACGCGCAAUGCCCUUGUUGCGAAUCUCGCGAGUCGGAAACAAUCCAACACACGUUGUUUGGAUGCGAGGCCUUUGAGGAAGAACGGGAGGCAUUUCUUGCGAGAUUAUACUCGGUUUUUGCCCCCUCGCACGGCAAUUGACUGACGAGUACCGCUGUCGGCUGGUCAUGGGGGACACCCCGGGAGAUUGAAAACCCGUUGUAUCGUUAUCUUAUUGCUAUUUCGAAGCUCCGGUUGGGUAUCCUGACCGAGCAGGGAGAAGGCUCUUAGGCUUGUUCCUUUUUUUAGGUCUUCCU
This is a messenger RNA of Pelagomonas calceolata, 1063 nucleotides long. Lineage: Eukaryota; Pelagophyceae; Pelagomonadales; Pelagomonadaceae. The record is from the annotation of a GenBank genome assembly.